AUGAGUUGUUUCUCUUGUUUCUCCUCCCACCAUAAGAAAUCAUCGUCCAAGAGACACAGCCAUAGGAAAGGAUCCGCCUCUUUCCAUUAUCGAGAACCCUCCCCUGUUCCCUCCACCACCGGCAAUGAUAAUGUAACAGGAAAGGUAUCGGUGGAAGUUACAAACAAAAAUGAUCAUCCUCCUCCUCAGAAAGAAGGAAACACAAAUAUUGCAGCUCAAACAUUCACUUUCCGUGAAUUGGCUGUAGCUACAAAGAACUUUAGACAGGAUUGUCUUGUUGGAGAAGGAGGAUUCGGAAGAGUUUACAAAGGCCAACUCGAAAAGACCGGCCAGAUCGUAGCUGUGAAACAACUAGACCGCAAUGGAUUGCAAGGAAACAGAGAAUUCCUUGUCGAGGUGUUAAUGUUAAGCCUUUUGCACCAUCAAAGUUUGGUUAAUCUUAUUGGAUAUUGUGCUGAUGGUGAUCAAAGGCUUCUUGUUUACGAAUUCAUGUCUAUGGGUUCUUUGGAAGACCAUCUAUUAGAUCUUCCUCCUAGACAAGUUCCAUUGGAUUGGACGAAGAGGAUGAAAAUCGCACUAGAUGCAGCCAGGGGUCUCGAAUAUUUGCAUGACAAAGCCAAUCCUCCCGUUAUUUAUCGCGAUUUGAAGUCGUCGAAUAUUUUGUUAGACGACGACUACAACGCCAAGCUAUCUGAUUUCGGGUUGGCAAAGCUAGGUCCUGUCGGGGACAAAACACAUGUUUCUUCAAGGGUGAUGGGAACUUACGGUUAUUGUGCCCCGGAGUAUCAAAGAACCGGGAAACUAACUGUUAUGUCGGAUGUAUACAGUUUUGGUGUCCUUCUUCUAGAGCUCAUCACCGGUCGAAGGGCAAUAGAUAACAUGAGACGGAUUCAUGAACAAACUUUAGUGUCUUGGGCAUUGCCAAUAAUCAAAGAACAAAACAGGCAUAUAGAGUUGGCAGAUCCAUUGCUUGGACACAACUUUCCUAUUAAGAGUUUAAACCAAGCUGUUGCGGUGGCGGCCAUGUGUAUACAAGAAGAUGGGGCAAUUCGGCCAAUGAUGAGUGAUGUUGUCACGGCUCUUAGUUACCUAGGGGAUAUGCCGAAUGCUUCCGAAAACGUUGAGAAAACUAAUUUGUCAUUCGACGACGGGGAAUUUGGGAAUGAAAAUGAAGAGGAAGACGAAGAAGAGGCAGAGAAAAUGGAGCGAAAAAGAGCUGUCGAAGAGGCUAUAGCUUGGGGAUCAAAUUCAAGGGAACAACAUAUGAGAUUACAAGAAGAAAAUGUUUAG
Messenger RNA from Impatiens glandulifera, 1290 nucleotides. Its product is annotated as probable serine/threonine-protein kinase PBL25. Gene Ontology annotation, molecular function: ATP binding; protein kinase activity. Gene Ontology annotation, biological process: protein phosphorylation. Lineage: Eukaryota; Viridiplantae; Streptophyta; Magnoliopsida; Ericales; Balsaminaceae. The transcript has 4 exons. The record is from RefSeq and is a predicted model, not a curated record. The coding region runs from base 1 to 1290 and encodes 429 amino acids.